Molecule: messenger RNA, 249 nt
Organism: Lactuca virosa
Lineage: Eukaryota; Viridiplantae; Streptophyta; Magnoliopsida; Asterales; Asteraceae
Source: the annotation of a GenBank genome assembly
AUGGUGCUUCCAGAAAGGAGAAGCCAAAGUCAGCAACUUGAAUUGCUAUUCAACUUUUAUAUAUACCCCUUCAGUCCUAAACUCUAUAAUCAAAUUAUUCAAAUUGGACAUCUUCAUACUUCCCCAAGUAAGCUUCGAUGGAUCAUUGAUGAUUACUUACACAAGUGGUUUUUCAGCUUUCUCAGGAAGAACAAGACUCGGAGGAAGAAUAAGGACCGCCAUGUUGAUAGGAUUCCAUGUGUCAUCUAA